This is a messenger RNA of Gastrolobium bilobum, 579 nucleotides long. RefSeq lists its product as uncharacterized. The coding region runs from base 1 to 579 and encodes 192 amino acids. Lineage: Eukaryota; Viridiplantae; Streptophyta; Magnoliopsida; Fabales; Fabaceae. The transcript is spliced from 3 exons. The record is from RefSeq and is a predicted model, not a curated record.
AUGACUAGGAAUUUGGAAGAUCCCUCAGCAGUUGGAUGUGAGUCACCUUCAAGAAAUGGCCAGGGCAGCAACCUAGUUGUUUCUAGAUCUGCAGUACCAAAACUGUCUCCUUCUGGUACGGAAAGAAGUAACAGAAGGACACCUUCUUCUGGAUCAGCAAAGUGUCAGAAGCCAAGUGGAUCUUCAAUAGCUCAAGCCUCUGAGAGACUGAAUGCUCAUGGGGAUUCUGCCUCAAUGCAAUCUGAACAGGAAGGUGAGGUUCCCACCCCUCCUGCUUCCUCACUGGUCCCUAAUAGAGACAAGGUCACUGUUGAGGUAAUUGAAUGGCCAAGAAUAUACAUUGCUCUUUCAAGAAAGGAGAAAGAAGAUGACUUUCUUGCUAUGAAAGGUACAAAAAUCCCUCAAAGACCAAAGAAGAGAGCAAAGAACGUUGACAGAACUCUACAGUAUUGUUUUCCUGGGAUGUGGCUAUCAGACCUGACAAAGAGCAGGUACGAGGUUAGGGAGAAGAAGUCUGCGAAAAAGCAAAAGCGCAGAGGCUUGAAAGGAAUGGAAAACUUGGAAAGUGAUACCGAGUAG